Molecule: messenger RNA, 1062 nt
Organism: Gregarina niphandrodes
Lineage: Eukaryota; Apicomplexa; Conoidasida; Eugregarinorida; Gregarinidae
Product: PUB domain protein
Exons: 2
Coding region: 1-1062 (353 amino acids)
Source: RefSeq, a predicted model, not a curated record
AUGACCGAAUUUGACGACCAGAGGGUGACUGCGUUGAGCAAGCCUUCCCCAAGCCCGGAAUCUGUCGUGCGUGAACAGGUGGCCUCCGACCAUGUGACCCCAGCACCUGUGACGCCCUUCCAGGUAUCAUCUGAACAGGUGGCAUCCGAGCAGGCGGCGAGCGGUGAGAGUGCGUCCGGAAAUGCGCCGGGCAAUGCGUCUCCCAGGGCGGGAAGCGAUGCUGCGACCGGUGAAGUGGAAGGGGCCGUGGAAGAGCCCGCGUCGAGCGCCGCGCCAGAAGCUUGGGACGCGUCCGUGGACGUGGAGGUAGCGGACGACGACCCGGAGUUGCUUGAGUUGAUCGCGGCGGCGAAGACGAACAAGCGCUCAGACAAGAUUUGUUUGACGGAGGAGGAGAUGGCGCUGCCCGCAUCGGCCCGGGCGGCGCUAUUGCAGCAGCGCAUUAAGGAACGGCGAGUGGAAUACGAACGACAGGAGCGACUCACUGCGGAGAAACGCCGCAUCGAGUCACAGAAGAAGAUGAUGGAGACGCAGCGCGUGUUGGAGGAGAAGGAAAAGGAGCGGUUCCGGGCAGAGUUAGAGCGCGAGAAACGCGAGUUACGAGAGGAAGAGGAGCGGCAGCGGAGGUUGCUGGCCUUGGAAUUUAAGGAACGGUUCGGGUACUUGCCGAGCGAGGAGGCGAUGGAGGCGGCGCGGCUGAAGAGGAAGCCGGUGCGCGAGCAAAUCCGGUACUGGCUGGGUAAGUUGAAUGACCGGCCGGAGGCGGCGACCAAGACGCUGCCAACGCUCUUCAAGAUUAUGCACAAUGCCCGGACGAAUCCCACUAAUCCCAAGUUCCUUAAAAUUAGCAAAACCAACAAAGUCUUCAGUGAGAAAGUUGGCUCCGUACCCGAAGCCACUGCCUUGCUCGAGAUCGUCGGUUUCAAAGCAACCGACACCGACUGGCUCAUUGAAGGCUACCCCAACGGCUUCCUCCUCUCCGAAGUCGAAAACCUUAUCCAGUACCUCCUAAAAGCAAACGCUCAAAAAACAGUUCCCACGCCUAGUACCACCGGAGCCUAA